This is a messenger RNA of Hyposmocoma kahamanoa, 3357 nucleotides long. It is a transcript of the gene GCC88, whose product is annotated as GRIP and coiled-coil domain-containing protein 1. The transcript is spliced from 12 exons. The record is from RefSeq and is a predicted model, not a curated record. The coding region runs from base 61 to 1947 and encodes 628 amino acids. Lineage: Eukaryota; Metazoa; Arthropoda; Insecta; Lepidoptera; Cosmopterigidae. Gene Ontology annotation, cellular component: Golgi apparatus.
GGGCUUUAGAGAGGUUUAAAAUCUUUACGGUAAAAAAUUGUAUUUGAAACUGUGACCAAUAUGGAAUCGUUGUCAAAACAAGAAUUAAUUUCCACUAUAACUAAGCAAGCUGACCAAAUAAAACGAUACGAGGGCCGUCUCAGAGAUGUGGUUGCUGCUUAUAAAGGUUUGGCAAAAGAAAAGGAGGCAUUGGAGAUCAGUUUGAAGGCUUUGAACAAGACAGAGUUGCCAGCUGAGGGACGUAGUGAUUCUGAUUCAGUGGCUGCCCUAACAGUGUCCCUUUCUACUUUGGCUGCAGAAAAAAGUCGAAUGGAAGAGGCUUUUCAGGCUGACAAGAAAGUUACAAGGGAAAAGUAUGAGAACUUAUUAUCAGCAAUGAGAGAAGAAACAAAGACUCUAGUACAACAACACCUUGCCGAGGUGAACAACUUGAAAGCUAAGAUUUCCUAUGAGAUCCAAGAAAGGGAGAAAGAGAGGGCUGAUCAUGCUGCUAUGAUGAAGGAACUUCACGUCAAACUGAAUGCAGAACGAAAAACCAAAGAGAAGUUGGAAGACAAAGUGUGCCACACUUCCGAAGCACAAGCAUCGCAAGCGGAGCUAGAGAAGCGAGUGAGAGAUCUCAGCAGUUCAUUAGAAGCAGCACAAAGGAAGUUGCAGAGAGCCGAAGCACGUACAGUUGAAACUCCUGCUAUGUUGGUGCGAUUGCAACAGAAAUUGACUUUGGUUGAACAGUCACAUUCUGUUGCUAUAAGAGAGGAGCAAAUAAAAGCGAAACGCGCAGAAGAAGCAGCCCGCAAACUCUGCGCUAGACAAGAAGAAAGAGUAGCGUUAUUAGAAGGAAAGCUAGCAGAACUGUCCCAGACGAUAGGAGAAUACGAUUUGAGAAGACGACGAGAUCAGCAGCUCAUACAACAGUUAAAAGAAUCAUUGAAUGGACGGCUCUUGGAGAAAAUUGCUUCGAAUACAAGCGUUUCAGAUGAACCGACAGUGCAACAGAAAAGCGAAACUGACAACGAGAAAUUAGCGGACAGCGAGUACUUGCAGACUUUAAUUGACAAAAUACACAUACUUAAAAAGGAAUUGAUCGCCGAAAACGACAAACUUGGCAAUCCAAUUGACAUAACUACGAUUUUUAAAGUAGAAGGUUAUAGCAAUGUACACACAAAAUGUUUAGAGGAUUAUGAGAAUUUAAAGGCCGAAUUUGAAAAUUACAAACUUCAAAACGAGAACCCAAGGGAUAUAAGGAACGAGCUUCAAAGUGAAAUUACAGAUUUGAAGAACGAAAUAGGUAUUUUGAAGGAGAAAGUCGAUACGUAUAGAAUGUUGUUGGAAGAGGAGAAACAGGACAAGGCUGACAGCUUAAAACUUUGUGAAGAUAAACUCAAAAAUGAGCAAGAUUACCACAAGGAAAUAACUUCGGACCUCAAAAUGCGUAUCCAGAGUUUGGAAAAACAAGUUCAAACUCAAAGAGAUCGAUAUGCAGCACUGUUGGAGGAGUCUGAUAAAUAUAUCAAAGCGAGAAGUGAACGGACGAGGCGAGUCAGCGCUGAACAACAUUGGCACGAACCCGCUGUUCUACCUGACGUGACGACUAUGCCGCAUAUGUUGCACUAUGCUCACGAGUUGGCUAGAAAGGACCUCGACAUCUCGCAACUCAGGAAGGAGAAGCACAUACUCGAGGGACAGUUCAGGGAUUGUCAGCGUGAAGGAACUAUUGAAAAAGAACGGUUCAAAGAAGUAAUAAGAACAUUAAAAGAGGAGAUAGACAGGUUGAGAAGAAUCCAGUCCCGCGAAGGUGCAAAUUUGGAGUACUUAAAAAACGUAGUGAUAGCGUAUCUCAUGUCCAACGUAUACGACUACGACGGACGUAGACAUAUGCUCAACGCCAUCGCCGCCGUUCUGCACUUUACACCGAACGAAAUUACUCAGGUUAUGUCUAAUGUAUAGAAGUAACUAUGAGGUACAUAUGAUUGAAAUAUAUUUGAGGUAUAUGUUUAUGCUGGAAGAGACCAGGGCUCAGCGUUUGGAGUAUUUUAAAACGUUUUAUCGAUAAAAGAUAUAGGUGUAGAGGCCUAUUAAAAGAGGCUUAUUUUGUGUAAGGUUUUGACAACGUAACAAAGGACCAAAUGUAUGGACCUAACUUUUUUACGACAGUUUCAAGCGUCGAUAUCGUUUGGUCAAUCUGUAGAUGAGACGUAAAGAACCUUUAAGAGACUAAUUCAAAAUUUUCCCGUACUAAUAUGGUUUAUUUUGCUUGGGUCGAGCGACAGGGACACUGGCUGUAUUUCAGAAUUCACUUUUUUAUAAAGGAAAUUAAAGCCAUUUGUAAAAUUUCGAGAUAAGUUUGUGUUUUUUUCUAUCGUGACAGUUUGUAGGAAUCAUGUUUUCACACCCUAUACUAAUCAGUGUAUAUCGAGUAUGAACUGGCAAUCGUACUAUCUCAGUUUUGACAACUUUACAACGAAGAAAGAAACUGUUUGCGUCAUUUAUAUAGCAUCUGGUUUAUUAAUUAAAAAUACGUAGUUUUUAAAUAUUUUUAUUACACAUGUAUAUAUACAUGCUCUAUAAAUCGCGCACAUUCAUGCACUGUACAUCCCCUAACCCAUUAUACACACUUUUCACUCAAAAUUUUUACAUAUAAUCACUUUCUUAUCACACUUACUAACUUUUCUGUUGAAACUAAUUUGUCACAGUACCUUUUCUCAAAAUAACAAAUAAAUAGUGUAUUUUCAAAUCAUCACUCCAAUUUACCCUUAACGUCUUAGUAAUUUCAAAAACAUCACAAUAUUGUACCAUUGAGAUCCAGUGGUGGAUACCUGGUGACCUAUAAUACAGGUCCAACCUAGUUUAGGCACCAGUCUUCCACCUCACAAUUUUCACUGUAUGAUGUUCUUUACGAUAAAUACCCUGUAAUUUGUAUUGUUAAGGUGGAAAGAACAAUAAAUAAAUUAUAUAAAUUAUUAUUAUUAUUAUAAAUGACGCAAACAAUUUUUUUCUUCACCCGUGAAGCACAAAUUAGAAACAUCUGUAAAGUUGUCAAAAUUGAGAUAGUACCGGUUGCCAGUUCACAGUCGAUAUCCUCAAUUUGUUCCUAAAUGAUUGAUUCAACAGUUGUACUGUUAUGCGGGAUCAUCAAGUAUAUAACCAGAAAUAGAGACGAAAUAAGGGCCCUAUAUUCCUGGUAACACAAUAGCGAUACAGUUCUUAUAAAUAUGAACUCUCGUUUGUACUGAAUUAUAGACAGGCCAACUGCUGACCUGUGUCUACGUCUCCGUAUAUUCCAAAAAAUAUUCUGUAUUUAUUGUAAUAAAGAUAAUAUCUCUCUCUAACAAUGCCGUGCUGUUCUAUUCGGUGGUG